AUGAAGGCUCCGGCAGGGAUCCGCCGCUCAGCCAGAUACGGCUACCUCCGCUCCCCGCGCCACAUCCCCCGCCACCGCCUGUACCCGGGCCACCCGCUGUACGGCGCAGACUGGAACGAGGAGCAGCACCAUGGCAAGAGCAAGGGAUCGAGCAACGGCGACGGCGACGGCGACUGGAAGUCCAAGCUCCUCGAAACGACCAUCACGACGCUCGGCUCCGUCGCCAUCCUGGGCGGCGUCGGCUUCGCCUACCAGCGCUACUACAAAGCGCAGGUCCUCUCCAAGAUGGAAAACGCCUUCGACGCGGGCUUCUCGUCGCUGGAGCUCGCCUCGCUCGUGCGCCACUCCAACGGCCGCGGCCGCGACGGCGGCGACCGCGACGGCGGCGCCAACGCCAACGCCAACGCCAACGCCAUCAACGGCGACGACGACGACAAGCUGCUGCAGCCCCCCGAAGCCGCGUGGUGGAUCCAGCGCGACGAGCAGCGCAUGCUGGACGACAUCCUGGCGGGGCGGGCGCGGGGCCACUACUACCUGCUGACGGGCGAAAAAGGCACGGGCAAGACGUCGAUGCUGCUGGAAGGGAUGCGCAAGGCGGGCGGCGAGGGCGUGGCGCUGCUCGAGGCGCACGGCGACCCGGAGAUCUUCCGCGUGCGGCUGGGCAAGGCGCUGGACUUUGAGUUCCACGAGGACUACAUCGGCAGCCUGUUCUCGUUCCGCGGCCCGCGCGACACGACGGCGCUGCUGGACAUUGAGCGCGCGCUCGACAAGCUGGAGAAGGUGGCGCUGCGCCGGCACGGGCGCGGCGUCGAGCGCCCGCUGGUGCUGGUCGUCAACGGCGUGCAUCUGCUGCGGGACGACGAGGAUGGCAGGGAUUUGCUCGAGUUGGUGCAGCAGAGGGCGGAGCUGUGGAGCGCGAGCGGGCUGGUCACGCUGGUGUUGAGCAGCGAUGAUUAUUGGAUCUCGGAGAGGCUGAUCCAGCAGGCGACGCGGAUGCAGGUGCUGAACAUCCCGGAUGUGCCGAGGGAGGUGGCGGUCGAUGCGCUCAAGCGGUUCCGGUUCAGGUCCAAGGACGAGGAGGUUGCGCCGUCGGUGCUGCACGAGGUCUACAGCAGGGUUGGCGGGAGGCUGCGGUUCUUGAACCAGGUGGCGAGGGCGGAUAACAUGCUGGAGAUGUGCGAGGCCAUCAACCGGAAAGAGAAGAUUUGGCUGUUGAACCAGUGCUGGAUCCUCGGGGAGGAGAUGGACGACGAUGUCAUGGACCAGCAGAAGUUUUGCGCCGCUGCCAUGGUUCUCGCGUCGGCUUUGGUGGACCUGGAAGACGGCAAGGCCGACUCGACAAGGCUGCCGCAGGUGGAGGUGCACAAGGCGCGCGAAAUCAUGACCCGCGCCGACUUCCUGCAGCAACUGGACCACAUCAACAUUGUUGCCAUCGACUCCAACGCCAUGGUCCGGGCGGACUCGGUCCCCAUGCAAAACGCCUUUCGCGAGAUUUGCAGAGAGCCUGGAUUCAAGGAGCACCUGCAAAGGACUGUAGAUCGCAUCGGCGCCAUCGAGAGUCUGGGGAGAACGCGAGAGCUGGUGCUCAAGGACUUGGUGGGCGAUGGGGAGUAUCAGCUAGCCGUCCGGAACGCCAAGGGAUACGACCUUGAGACAGUCACGAUGAAGGUGAAGCCCCCACCUGAGGAUUCGUAG
This is a messenger RNA of Diplodia corticola, 1695 nucleotides long. RefSeq names its product atpase domain prokaryote protein. Lineage: Eukaryota; Fungi; Ascomycota; Dothideomycetes; Botryosphaeriales; Botryosphaeriaceae. The coding region runs from base 1 to 1695 and encodes 564 amino acids. The transcript is spliced from 4 exons. The record is from RefSeq and is a predicted model, not a curated record.